AUGGCAAAGAAACUCCUCCCUCUUCUUGCUAUGGGCACUAUCGCGGCCGCCACAACUGCAUCGCCAUGCGCCAUAAUCAACGAUCUUUACACCGAAUCCGGCGAAACAAGCGUGGCAGGAAGCGUUGCAUAUGCAUGUCUAAUGAGCAUGCCAUUUGAGAGUAAUGCCGCCGUGACAUGGAUCACCGAGUACAGCAAGUACUUGCAAUUCCAAUCUGACCUUGAGAUGCUCGCGAAACCGCCAUCAUCUUAUCUGUCGAACAAAGUCGACUUGUUAGGUGGUCUGGAAAGUAUCCAGUCGCGUGCCUCUCGCGGGGGCUAUACAUCUCAAUACCAGUUUGAUGCCGACGUGUCUGAUUUGAUUUCAUCAGCAAACGACGGGCACUUGUACUUCGAUGAACUAUGCUCGUUGUCGGCAUUCUCAUUUUACUCAUCUUUGAGCCUGAGUGCUAUCUCAUCGAAUGGUAUCGCUAUGCCAGAGAUAUAUGUUACGGCUGAUGCUGGAAUGCCGAGUCAAGGAUAUAACACCAAUGUCUCACCAGUUCACUCCAUCAAUGGCGUUGGUGUUGUUUCCGCUAUCGAAGCUCAGUCCAAUUAUCAAAACUUUCAAGACCCCGAUGCCCGCUUUAACAACAUGGUUCUGAAUCUCCUUGUCGAUGGUCAAGGAAAUGAUCUCUAUGGUUUAUUCUCUAGAGACACUGUUUGGCGCGGAAUUGAGUCUUACAACGUGACAUUCGUCAAUGGGUCGUCUAUCUCGUACCCCGUUAUGGCUGAACUUAUGGCAUCUCUGGACUCGGUUUCAUUCGGUGAUGCCAAUGACUUGUAUAACGGCCAUUCUCCCACUCUUUAUCCCACGCCUGUAAUACGAGAGUCCCACAAUAUCAUUGCCGGAUACUAUCCUGAUAUCCCCGGUCUCGAAGAUGUAGCUAUCCUCACUGUCCCUACAUUUGAGACCGAUGGCUACGACAACAGUGCGGAGGAGUUCGUCGCUAUUGCCGAAUAUUUUGUUCAGAAUGCAUCCCAAAUAGACGGCAAAAAGAAGAUCGUCAUCGACUUGCAGAACAAUGGCGGCGGUGUAGUCCUUUCUGGUUAUGGUCUCUAUAGCAUUUUCUUCCCCAACGAAACACUAUUCUCUUCCACUCGAUUCCGUUCCCACGAAGCCAUAGAUUUUAUGGGAACAAUAUUCAACAGCGGCAACAGUACCGUCCAAGAGAUAGGGUAUAAUAGCGGCUUAAGUGGUCUUGUUGAUGCAGUCAAACCCGAUCAAUCCAGCUUCGAGGACUGGCAGAAUGUGUUUGGACCCUAUAACAUCGGUGGGAUCCCCUCAUCCGCUUUGUUCGCUGAGUUUGACUUUGCAACAACCGAUCUAAGCGACGAUCCCGUCAAUACCGACGGUCGAGGUGGUGUGCUAAACGCUACCACUUCCCCAUUUGCGCCCGAAGACAUCGUAAUCCUCUUAGAUGGCCGCUGCUCAUCAACCUGCACCAUCUUCGCCGACCACAUGGUCUCCAAAGGCGUCAAAACAGUAGCCGUCGGUGGCCGUCCUAUCUCUGGACCUAUGCAGGCGUUGGGCGGCAUCAAGGGCUCAGAAGUGCAACUCCUGUCAACUAUUGACAACGCAGCACAGGAAGCCAUGUACCUACUUAAUAGCUCUAUUUCUGGCAAUCCUAUCUUGUCAAGUGACAAUAUCAGCCGUUUCUACGGUCAACCCCAUCCCGCUAACUGA
Molecule: messenger RNA, 1725 nt
Organism: Talaromyces atroroseus
Lineage: Eukaryota; Fungi; Ascomycota; Eurotiomycetes; Eurotiales; Trichocomaceae
Exons: 3
Coding region: 1-1725 (574 amino acids)
Biological process (GO): proteolysis
Molecular function (GO): serine-type peptidase activity
Source: RefSeq, a predicted model, not a curated record